AUGUCUGACAACAAUAGCAGAGCAGUAAACAAACCUCACCAGUUUGAAGGAGACAAAGGAAAGAGCAAGGAAUUUCUGGACGAGUUAUACCUGAAAAGAGAUAAGACUAUCCCUAAUGCAACACCGAUCCUAGCACCUAUCAGAAGCAAAGACAAUUGGCAUUCAGUAGUACCCCCACUAGCAGAGAAGUCCUCUCCUACACCAUCAUACCUCACUCCCACUGCAGUAUCAUCUAGCAGAAGUGUAGUAGCUCCUACACCACACACAUCUCCACUCCAGUCACCCACCAAACUCCUGCCAAGCAAAUCAAUAAGCACUAGUCUGACCAUUAGACCCAGCUUCUUUUCAGGAAUAUUUGACUCACCUGAACCAGUCAACCCAUCAAUCCCAGUAGAGGAACAACCUCCCACCCCUGCUCAAACAGAACCCAAGCCAGAGCCACCCAGAUCUCCAGUUGAUCUUAACCCAGAAGAAGAACCUGCCAACAGACAUCCAAACAAUCCAGAAGACAGUGAUCCAGAACCCAGUGAUGAAGAAGAAGGAGACAUGUCCAACAACAACAGCGGAGCAGUAAACAAACCUAACCAGUUUGAAGGAGACAAAGGAAAGAGCAAGGAAUUUCUGGACGAGUUAUACUGUACUUUGCUGGAAAUCCCAAAAAGAUCCAGACUGACAAAGAUAAGGUUCAAUGUGCUCUUUCAUAUAUCAAAGGACCUGCCCAAUUUUUCAUCCACACCAUCAUCACUGAUGCGGAAGAACCCAUAUCUGAUUCUGACGAUGCACCCCCCAAAGGAUUACCUAGUUGGGCUAACUUCAGGAAGUCCUUCAUCCAGACCUUUGGAGUAG
Fibroporia radiculosa is the source of this 846-nucleotide messenger RNA. RefSeq lists its product as uncharacterized. The record is from RefSeq and is a predicted model, not a curated record. Bases 1 to 846 code for a protein of 281 amino acids. The transcript is spliced from 2 exons. Lineage: Eukaryota; Fungi; Basidiomycota; Agaricomycetes; Polyporales; Fibroporiaceae.